CGCGGCCCCGCCCCCAGCACCCGCAGCCCCGCCCAUGGCUCCGCCCCGCCCAUCCCAUGGCGCUCGAAGGCCGGUGGGUGCUCGCCCUGUGGAGGGCCUGCAAUAUGCUGAUGGCCGCCUUCUUCGCGCUGGCGGCCUUGGUACAGGUGAAUGAUCCAGACGCAGAACUCUGGGUGGUUAUAUAUGUGAUUCCUACAGUGCUGACCUUUCUUGUUGGACUUGACCCUCUUGUCACAGAUAACCUCAUUUGGAAGAGUGUCGCAGCAGUCCUCGCGUUCUUUUGUUUGGUGUGGGCUGCCAGCUUGGCACACUACCUCAUGCUUCAUUCACAGUGGUUCGUCUUCCACGAGGAAGAAGGCAGGGAGCUGUUUGGCCUGGUGCUUAUCAUAGCAUGGAUGAGUCUAUGCCACAAUUCAUCAAAGAAUCCAAUUGGUGGAAGAAUUCGGGUGGUUAUUGCCAGUAUAACUGCUGUUUUACCAUUUAUUGCAUGGCUCUACAUAAGUAUUACCAAGGAGAUGCAAUCCCUCUGGACAACUCACUGCAAGAUGUGUUAAUGAAAUGAAGAAUCCUGUUCUUAAAAUGAGAAUAUUCCAUUUUUAUAAACAUGAAUUUUUUUUUUUUUAAUCCCAGAAAUGUAAGGCUGACUACAUUAAAACACAGGGUUGGAUGGGACUAGUAAGAGUCGGGGUCGGACAUCCUAUUGUCAUAGUGUAGUACAAAAGGCAGUUGGGAAAAGUUAAGAAAUAUGAAUUCUAACUCAGCUUCCCCACUACCUAUGUGACUUGGAAAAUAU
Messenger RNA from Pipistrellus kuhlii (Kuhl's pipistrelle), 793 nucleotides. RefSeq names its product transmembrane protein 220 (gene TMEM220). Lineage: Eukaryota; Metazoa; Chordata; Mammalia; Chiroptera; Vespertilionidae. The coding region runs from base 57 to 554 and encodes 165 amino acids. The transcript has 7 exons. The record is from RefSeq and is a predicted model, not a curated record.